Molecule: messenger RNA, 4370 nt
Organism: Cinara cedri
Lineage: Eukaryota; Metazoa; Arthropoda; Insecta; Hemiptera; Aphididae
Source: the annotation of a GenBank genome assembly
AUCUGUGUUUCAUAUUUAAAAUGUUUAUCUUUAUCUACUAGUUUAACAACCAACUAUAUUUUACCUUGUUAGUUGUUGGAUGAGUUCCAAAUUUCAAAAAUUUGGAUUUUGUCGUAAUAUAAAUAUUAAAAUCUGCACAAUGGAUAAAAUUAUUAAACCAUUAGGGUGUGAGGUACAUGGAAUCGACUUGAAAACUGAAAAUAGCCCUAAAAGUAAUAUUGAUUUUAAAUUUAAAUUAAAAUUACUUUACUUGUAAAUUUUACAGUUAUUGAACAGAUACGAAAAGAUGUUACUGAACAUAGAAUAUUAAUAUUUAAAGAUCAAGGUGUAAUUAGUGGUGAAAGACAUGUCGAGAUCAGUCGUUGGUUUGGUGAUUUAGAAUCAACAUUUUACAAACAUUCAAGAUCACCCCAUCCUGAUGUGUUUCGAGUAUCUAAUGAUGAAAAUGAAGGAUGUACAGGUAUACAGGGUGAUCAAUCCUUAAUUAGAUACUCAUCAUUUCAGAAAGAAUUAACUUUUUUUACAAUUUAUGAAACUAGCAACCCUAAAAUGUUACAUUACUGUUAUAUAUUUUUGGAUAUGAAACCAUUAUCCUUUUUUGAUUUUAAAAUAACAGCCUUUUAUUAAAAAUUCCAUAAAUAGAUAUAGUUUAAGUUUAAAUAUAUUUUGAUGUUGAAGUUUUUAAUUUCUGUCAACCCGUUGACAAGAUAUUCCACUUUUAAGUUUCAGUAGAGAAGAAUAGUAGAUUAUCAUUUGUGUGGUGUUUCCUCAAAGUGGAAUAUUUUGUCAAUGGUUAUAAGUAUUUAAACUAAAACUUCAUUGAUUUAUGGUAGGUAUUCUGAAUAUAGGUUGCUAUUUGAAAAUCUAAGGUGGAUAAUGUUUUCAUUUCCAAAAAUAUAAAUAACAAAAAUAAACAAUCAUGUAAGCUUUUAAGGCUAUAUUUGUAUCAUGAAUUAUUAAAAAAAUUAAUACUUUCUGAGAUAAUGAGUAUAUUAUCAAAUAUUGAUCAUUCUAUAAAUUAGAUUUUAUUUUAAUAAUUUAAAUAGUUAAUAAAACAGUAAAUUAAUAAAUAAAAGUUAUUAAAUGCAGUAUUUCAUUUUAAACUUAUACAUUUGUAUAUAACCAAUUAAUAUUAUUAAAUUAUUUAUACCUUUAUUUAUAUCAGAGUGAUCCUUUUUUCUAAUCUUAAAAUUUCCUUUUGGAUACCCGCCUAUCUUGUGUUGUAUAAUAAAAAAUUAUAUCCUCAAAGUGUGAAACCAUUUGGAUAAUAUUUAGUAGAGGUGCACGCUAUUUUAAUAUUUAAUAUCAAAAAGAUUGUAUGAAAUCAAUGAAAAUAGCAUACAAACAAUGGCAGAUUGUUUUGAUUUGAUUUGUUUAAUAAAAAACAGAGGACCUACUUUAAUCUAAAAAUCUUAAUGUCCGUUUUGAUAUAAUACAUGGGGAUUCGUUAAAUGAAGACGCUAAUAAACUAAUAAGCUUUUUAUCAUUAUUUUGUAAUUGAAAUUCAGAAUACGUAGAAUUUUAUACGAAUUUCAAGGGGACAAAACGCAAAAAUAAAUUUCAAUUUCAAUUUUUUUUUGUUAUCAAGAUUUGAGUUAUUGUGAGUUAUGUCUCGAGGUUGUACUUUAUUAAUAUUAUAAGUUAAACUAUUUUUUAACAUAGAAAUAAUUGGUAAUAUUGGUUUUAGUUGAUUUCUGAAACUCUUAAACAAUCUAAUCCCCAUGUAUGUGAUAUUAAAAUAAAAGACUUACAUUCUUCAGUAGUUGGGAAGGUAGAGGGAAAAUUGGAUGUAUAUCUGUAUGCAACAGUUAUUCAUUGCUAAUUAAAAAUGAUUCUGAGCAGAAUCCGGUUAUAUGUGUUUUUAAAGACCAUAAUAUUUAUGAUUUGAAAAUAAUAUACAUAGUUAAUUUUCCCGUUUUUUUUUUUUUUUAUUAUAAAAACUCCUUCAAAAAUGAUAGAAUGACCUCUCUAAAGUACCACUCUACAAUUUCCUUUUUAGAAAAAAUAUUACAUUUAAAAAUCAGAGCAAGAUUUGGUAGAAAACUUGUUUACAGAUAAAACAAGUAAUUAUUGUUAAGCCAAUACAUUUCUCUCUUCGCUUAUAAUUUAAAAGACAUUAUGAUCUUUGGAUUUAGAUAGGUCCUUUGUUUUUUAAUUUAAAAAAAAUAACUUGAAACUUGGUAGUAAUACUUAUAUUAGGCUUACCUAGACGUGGUCAAAUUUCCAAAAUCAUCGGACGCCUUUUUUUUUUUUUUAAUAAGCGUUAUGAAAUCAAAUUUAAACAAAAAUCGCAAAAAAAAUUACAGCUUUUCUAAUUAUGUAUUAACAAACUACACUCAAAAUUGUCUUUUGCCAAGCAAUGGUUUAACAUUGUUUACAGAUAUUAAUAAAAUAACCUUAUGUAUCCUACCUUUCCAGAUUCUCACCGACAACAGUGGCUGCUCAUCCCUAGUAUCAACUCUUUUUUUUUGUAAUUAAAUAUUACAACGAUGUGCACCUCCACUAAAUAUUACCAAAAUGGCCUCAAACUUUGAGGAUAUUGGUUUUUAUUGUACAUCACAAGAUAUGAGAGUUUCUUGAAGGAAAUUUUGAAAUUGGCAAAUUAAGGAUCACCCUAAUAUAUGAUAUAUUAUAAUAAUAAUCACAAAUUAAUUUGUGGUUAAAACCUAAAAUUGGUUAUAACUAGAAUUAGCAGUAAAAACUAGUUCGACCUAAGAGUGUUCAUAAAAACGUACUUUUACAGUUCUACAUCUGCUUGUAAAUUCUAUUUUGUGUUUUUACUGAAACAUUUUAAAUAAAUAAUAAAUAAUUUACAAUAUAAAUGUAAAUGAUUAUUUAUUAAAUUUUAGACUUAAUUAUAUUAAAACUAUAUAUUUUAAUUGUGCUAAGAAAAAUGGGCCAAAAUUAUUGUUAACAAAUACUGAAAAUUUAAGUUUAUGGGAAUACUAAAUAUUUAUAAUUACAUCAAUAUGUUUAUUUUAUUUUAUAGAAUUAUAAUUCUUAGUUAAUAUUUCUUUCUAAUUUUUAGUAGAGUAAUUUUCAAUAGUUUAAUGUAAAUACUAACAUUUUUAAUUUAACAUUAUUAUUUUCAGGUGUUGGAAGAUCAGGGUGGCACAUAGAUGGAACAUUUCAACCAGCACCGUUUAGCUAUUCUUUAUAUCAUAUGGUAUCAGUUCCUAAAGAAGGCCAUACAUUAUUUAUUCCACUUACUGAACUUAUCCAAAGUUUAGAUAAAGAUACUUAUGAUAUAUGGAAUCAAGCUUGGAUGGUUAGUGAUAGAAGAUCAUCACCUAUACAUCCACUUAUUUAUAAACAUCCAUUAACUGGCAAACCGGUAUAUUAGAUUGAUAACUGUAUAAAUGAUUUAUUUUAUUUCAAUAGUAAUUUAUUGUAGGUAUUAUGUUUUCAUUUGGGAAUGACUACUAGUUUUAUUUGGAAUUUUAACCUUCCAUCAAAAAGAGUUGCUACUGAUGAAGAAUAUAAAAAACUGUUAAAUUCUAUUGAGAGUAAAAUUAAUCAAAAUAAUGGACAAUUUAUAUAUGUGCAUAAGGUAUUUUAUUUAUAUAUUUAAAAAAAAAUGUUAUUAUAAUGAUUGUAAUAAGAUUUGUUUAUUUACCAAUAUUUAUCUCACUUAAUACUAUUUAAUUAGUAGUACCUAAAUGAUUCUAUUUUUACAAUAUUAUUUCUAGUGGGAACCUGGUGAUUUUAUUAUAUCUGAUAACUUAGCUGUUGGUCAUUUCGCUCACUCUAGUACACAGGCGCCUAGAAGUGAAGUUGGUCUUAGAAUACUACACAGAACUACUGUUAAAGGAACUGUUCGACCAAAGAAAUAGAACAAUUUUUUUUUAAAUAUAAUGUGAUUAAUGUUAUUAUAACUUUUAACUUUCAAGUAUGUAUGUGAUUUAUUCUUAAUCUUGCUUUGUGUAAUAAAAACUAUUAUUUUACCCUGUUAAAUUUAUAUUUUUUUAAUUAUAUUAUAAAUGGCUUAACUAACAAAUAUCUAUUGCUCUUAUUAUAUUGGUAUCACAAUGUUAUCUUUAAUAUUCCAUAUAGAGAAUAUAUUGUAGUUUGUAAACUUUAAAUUUGACGAUACACAAUCAUAUAAAUUAUAAUCAAUUUUUAUAUUUUAUAUACAUAGUUUGUAAUAAUAAUUAAGUUUGAUCAUAAUUUUUACAAUACUAGGUGAUGAUGUAUACAGGCUUUUGAUUCUGCUGACUAUUCAAUACUUAUUAAUCUGCUACUUUCAUUUGGUAUUAGGUAAUCAUAAUUUAAAUGGUUUAAAAGCUAUUUUAAAACAAGAAACAAAAAGUUAAAUUAAUGAAAUAGCUAAAGAUUAAACGUUAAUAAAUUGUGGUGUACCACAGACGAAU